Molecule: messenger RNA, 444 nt
Organism: Trichoderma gamsii
Lineage: Eukaryota; Fungi; Ascomycota; Sordariomycetes; Hypocreales; Hypocreaceae
Exons: 2
Coding region: 1-444 (147 amino acids)
Source: RefSeq, a predicted model, not a curated record
AUGGUAUAUGCGCCUUAUAGGCGGGAUUUGAAGAGGCUACCAGUUGCGAAACUACCCGAACUGCUGCUGCUACUCAGUCCCUCACUGCAGGCCCUCUUGGCUAACCUCUCUCUGGAGAGUCUCGUGCCUCAUAUCCAUGAAGAAAUGAGAGUGAUAUUACAUGCUUUGGCCGAUGAAGAAGGAUUUACUAUAAGUGAAAGAGUUCUUUGGGGGCCGCCAAUAAUAUGGCUUCAAAACGGCGGGUUCAGGACAAGAAGAAAUCAAAUUUGUUUUUGUAUCAUUAUACCCCGGCCAAAGAGCAGAGUUAUUAAUCUUGAAGAAGGACAACAAGGUGAAGAAGAAGAAGCAUAUGAGUGUGUUUUCGAAUGCACGAUAAGACGGCCAAUUGCUGAAGGACAAUUUGUUAGUUUCAGUUUUUCAGUGUCGCGUUGGCGAUAUCAUUAG